Colias croceus (clouded yellow) is the source of this 817-nucleotide messenger RNA. It is a transcript of the gene RpS5, whose product is annotated as 40S ribosomal protein S5. Gene Ontology annotation, molecular function: rRNA binding; mRNA binding; structural constituent of ribosome. The transcript is spliced from 2 exons. NCBI's taxonomy places the organism in Eukaryota, Metazoa, Arthropoda, Insecta, Lepidoptera, Pieridae. Gene Ontology annotation, biological process: ribosomal small subunit assembly; translation. Bases 118 to 777 code for a protein of 219 amino acids. Gene Ontology annotation, cellular component: cytosolic small ribosomal subunit; ribosome. The record is from RefSeq and is a predicted model, not a curated record.
UGGGAUGCCAACAUUGAAAAAUAAAAAGCGGAAUGUGAACUUUUGAAACUUCCUUUUCUCUCGUGUUCUUUUGACAACACGAGGUUAUAAUUUAUAAGUCGCGAAAAAGCGUCAAAAAUGGCUGAGGAAAACUGGAUCGAAGACGGCAUGGAGACAGGCGGCGUGGCUAUUGAUAACAUGCCCCCGCCUAUGGCGGCUGAUAUUCCCGAAAUCAAGUUGUUCGGAAGAUGGAGUUGUUUUGAUGUCCAAGUGUCGGAUAUGUCCCUGCAGGAUUAUAUUUCUGUCAAAGAAAAAUACGCUAAAUACUUACCCCACUCUGCAGGUAGGUAUGCUCACAAACGCUUCCGCAAAGCUCAGUGCCCCAUCGUCGAACGCCUGACUAACUCAUUGAUGAUGCACGGUCGUAACAAUGGCAAGAAACUAAUGGCAGUCAGAAUCGUUAAACACGCUUUUGAAAUUAUCCAUCUCCUAACUGGAGAAAACCCACUGCAAGUUUUAGUUACUGCCAUUAUUAACUCUGGUCCCCGUGAAGACUCCACCAGAAUCGGUCGUGCUGGUACAGUGCGUCGUCAAGCUGUGGACGUCUCUCCUCUCCGAAGGGUGAACCAAGCCAUUUGGCUUCUGUGCACUGGUGCUCGUGAAGCAGCAUUCAGGAACAUCAAGACAAUUGCCGAAUGUGUUGCUGAUGAGCUUAUUAACGCUGCCAAAGGUUCAUCAAACUCAUACGCAAUUAAGAAGAAGGAUGAGCUGGAACGUGUUGCUAAAUCCAACCGUUAAUCUUUUGUAAGGGCAGGACUCAAUAAACAAAAAAAGCUAA